ACUUCGCUGGCUUUAUGUUGGGCAAACAAUGCAAAGUCCACCUUUCACGCGCUGGAGGUAUUACUAUAGAAAGAAAAUGCUGCGCCAACGAACAUUGAAUUUUGCAAUGUUUAUUUUAACUGAACGAAAUGUACCUCAUCGUCUCGUGGGUGUGGGUGUGGGUGUGGGGGUGUUCCUCUAUUUAAUACUGGCACUCACACCCACACCCCCACCCCCACCCCCACCCACACCCACACCGACACCCACACCCACACCCACACCAGUUCUAGAAUAUUGGACAUUCAAACAAUUAAAAGAUACAAAUGUUGUUGAAUUAUUUAUCUCAUUUAAAUCAUUGCCACUUCCAAAAAUUAAUUCAUCAAAUAAAAAAACUAAAAAAACUAAAAAAAAUAUUAAUUUACAAAAAUUAUUUAAUUUAAAUGAUGAUGAUUUACAACCAAUAUCAGAUGAUGAAAUUUAUCUCAAUCAACUCAUUGCACCAGCUACGAAUGAGCAACUCGAAAAAGGAAAAAUCUCAAAUUAUGAACAAAAAUGUACUGGUCAAAAGUUGGUCAAUGAUGCUGAAUUAAUUAGUGAUGAAGAUGAUGAAAUUAUAAUUGAUAAUAAUCAAGAAGGUCAACCAGCAGAAGAAAAUGAUAAUGAUGAAAAUCCACCAGCUGCAGCUAUUGAAGAAAAAUUACCAACAACAAAACGUAACAGAACUCACCGUCAACGAUCAACGGCAACACGACAACGAAGAAAUAAAAAACGAAACAACACCCAUCGAACACGUCGUUACCAACAUUACAUUACUCGUUCGAUGUAUUAUAAAUUUAAAAUGUCAUCAAUCAAGAAAAUUCUAAAACAACAUCACAUCAAUUACAUACACAUCAAGGACGUUGAUGGCAUAGUAGUUAUUGGUGUAAAGAACUCCUUGAUUCAACAACAGUACCAACAUCAAAUACCUGAAAAUAUAUUUGAUCGAAAACAUUACCAAAUUUAUCAACAUCGUCAUCAAAAUCAUCAUCAAUCUCAUCAUCAAAAUCAUCAUCGACCUCAUCAUCAUCAAUAUCACCAUCAACAUCACCAUCAACAUCAUCACCAAUAUCUUCAUCAAUAUCAUCAUCCACAUCACCGUAAAUAA
Messenger RNA from Rotaria sordida, 1123 nucleotides. The record is from the annotation of a GenBank genome assembly. Lineage: Eukaryota; Metazoa; Rotifera; Eurotatoria; Philodinida; Philodinidae.